AUGGACCUGUAUGAUUAUGAUCCCGUGACUCACAUCAAUAAUAUCUUCGACACUCCGGAAGCUUUGAACCACUUGCCACAAGCUCUUUCUCACAUACAUCAAUACAAACUACAACUAAAUCGUGAAAUCGACACGUUGAAGUCACAAUAUGAUUCAAGUAUUGAAGUAGAUGACGACAUAAAACAACUAGUUAGUAAUAUUAAAGAUGUUAAAGAUAGUGCCGAUGCAACGAAAACUACAAUUGCAUCAAUGACGAGCUCAAUUCAAACAUUAGAUUCAUGUAAAAAGAAUCUUGUUUUAUCAAUGACGGUGUUUAAAAGAUUACAAAUGUUGGUUAAUGUAAACAACGGACUAAAGGAAAUUCUUUCAACGCAGAACUAUGAAGAAAUAUAUCAAAGAUUGGGAGUAAUGAAGGAAUUACUUCAAUUUUUCCAACCUUAUAAAUCGAUUGAUUUAAUUAAUGAAAUCAACUUAAUGACGAUAUACACCCAAAAUAAACUCGUUGAUGAUAUUUUUGUAGACUUUGAAGAGUUUUUGAAACGAGAUGGCCGCGGGGGUUCCAAAGUGGAACAGAACUUGCUUUACGGAGCAAGAACUUUGGAAAUGAUUGAUGAGAAAAACAAGACCAAAUUGUUGAAUUGGUUUCAUAAUUUACAACUACGAGAUUUAAAAAAUAUUUUCAGUCAAUCUGAUGAAGCAGGAUCAAUUGAGAAUCUAGGCAGGAGAUUCAUUUAUUUCAACAAGGUCUUAGAUCAAGUGAAGCAAUAUGCUAUAUUUCCUGAGGAUUGGAAUGUUACUAUGGAUAUCAUUGAUGAAUUUUGUAAAAUUACGAAACUGGAUUUGGCCAGUACUUUACAGAACAAAAAAAUUGAUUCAGCUACAUUACUUGACAAUUUAACCAAGACCAUUGAAUUUGAAAAAAAGUUGAAUGCUGAAUAUCCUCGAGAAAAUGAGUUUAAUAUAUCAUCAGUAUUUGAACCAUAUUUAUCUAUAUGGGUACAAGAACAAGACAAAAUGUUGAGUUCCAAGUUUGUUGAAUUUGCAGCUACUUCUCAAUUACCACCAGAAUUGGCUAAAGAUAUCACGGCCAACAUUCCAAACAUCGCCAUUACAUCAACUGAGCUAUUCAAGAUCUAUCAUAAGCUUUUAUCGCAGAUUCUCAAAUUAACCAAUGGUGAAAUCAUUGCCAGUUUAGCAAGGCUAUUCAACAAAUACUUGUUUGAAUAUCUUAAUCGAAUCUUGACACCAAUGCUUCCGCGAAAUGAUGAUGAUAUUGCUGGAGUAGAUGCAAUCAAGUAUCUUACGUUAUUAUUAAACACUGGUGACUAUAUGGUGGGAAACAUCGAUGAAUUGAAUGAGAAAUUGGAACUAGUCGUUUCCGACGAAUUGAAGGAUCGAUUGCCAACUUUAAACAGUGAUGUUUUUCUUCAACUUGUAAACAAGAGCAUCUCCGCUCUCCUAGUGAAGUUAACUAAUGAUUACAAACCAUGUUGGCGAGAAUUUUUCAACAUCAAUUGGCAAGAAUUGGAUUCAGUCAAUGAUGUAUCUUCGUACAUGAUUGACAUCAAAAAUAUUACCAUUGAUAAUUUGAAAUUGAUUUUACCAUUGAUUAUCCGUGAUAGUUAUGUGCGUAACUUCAAUGAUAAAUUGGUGGAAUUAUUAGUCACUACAUUAGCUAACAAUUUGAAAUUUAUUAAGCCAUUGACUACAACUGGAUUAGAGCAAUUGCUACUUGAUGUUAUAUCACUUAAGGAUAUAUGUUUGAAUUUCCCCCAUUUGGCUCAAAAGGAAAAGACUAAAUCAUAUACCAAGUUUGUCACAAAUCAUUUCCAUGAACUAGAAUCAAUUUUGAAGAUCUUGAUGGUUCCACAAAAUAUGCCGGUGGAGAAUUUCAUUGAAUCGUAUUUUGAACUUAUUGGAGGUAAAUCAAUUGCUAAUUUCACCAAGAUACUAAAUCUUGCCAAAAUUGAUAAAUCAAAGCAAUACAAGUAUAUCGAGAAUUAUAAACUACAAUUAUCAAUCGACAAUGAUGAUGACGGUGAUUCAAAUGCACUUACAACACAUCAAAACAAUCAAUUAUUGACCAAUUUGGAAGAUGAUUUAGAUAAUUUAUCAGCAUCAUCAACUCCCGUGAGUGCUACUCCAGGUCCAUUUUCAGCCAAUCGUAAUAAUAAUAACAACAACAAUAAUAAUACAAGCUCUGGCAAAUUAUCAUCGCCGGAUAUAAAAUCACCCAAAUUACUUCCUAGAAUGAAUCAGUUUGAAAAGAAUAUUAGAGAAUUGGCGUUAACGGGCGAGACUCAUGUGAGUAAAUUCAAUGAGAAUUUUAGAAGUAAUUUUGGCAAAUUAUUUAGAAAAGAAGAACGAUGA
Molecule: messenger RNA, 2370 nt
Organism: Lodderomyces orthopsilosis Co 90-125
Lineage: Eukaryota; Fungi; Ascomycota; Pichiomycetes; Serinales; Debaryomycetaceae
Gene: VPS53
Product: Vps53p
Exons: 1
Coding region: 1-2370 (789 amino acids)
Biological process (GO): retrograde transport, endosome to Golgi
Cellular component (GO): GARP complex
Source: RefSeq, a predicted model, not a curated record